GGUUCACUUUAGCAUAAUCUUUAUGUGUGUGGAGGAAGGUGGUGGAGAUGGUGUUUUGGGUGGAGCUUUACGCAACCCCAUUACCAUUACCAUUACCAUUAUUGGUUCGUCUGAAAUCAAAGAAAUAAAAGAAGAAAGAAAAACGAAAAAUAGAAUCUGUAGCUCCACUUCAACAACAUUGAUACAACGUAUCUUUCAGAUUUCAUAGCUGUCUGAUGUCUCUGUCUCUCCAUCUUCUUCAAAUUUAUCACUAGUCCUAAAUAUCAUUCCUGGGUUAGUUUUAUUGUUAUUUUUUUCUUGUUCUGUUUUCUUGGGUGUCGGUUUGUUUGGAAAGGAUGAGAGAUUUUUGCCAGUUUUUUUUUUAGCCAUUUUUAACCGUGUCUGUUUGAAUUUGGAACUGAAAUUUAAGAGUGAGAGACAGGGGAGAAGAGGAGGGAAAAGGGAAGAAAAAUCUAGUUUAUGGAAUAUAUGCCUGGUUUAACGUGUGGAUCCGUCCUUGCUUUUGGGGAUUGAACGUUGUGGUGUUCCUCUUGGGGAAGGGGGUUUCUGAAUUCGGUGAGGAUUUGGGAGGGGAGAUAAAAUCAUGGGGAAUAUCGGAAGUAGCAGCGUGAACGGCCGACGUCGACACGGAAGCAGGCGGAGCCACCCGCCUCCGCCGCCUCCGCAACCGCCACAGCCUGAAAUUACUCCAAACCAAUACGUGUUCGCGGCGCCUUACCCAACUCAAUACCCCAACCCUAACCCUCCCCAGUACUACCAGUACCCGGGUUUCUAUCCCCCGCCGCCUGCAGCGAUGCCGGUACCGUUGCCGGCUCCGUACGACCAUCACCACCGCGGUGGACCUCCGCCGCACAUGGACCCUGCCCACGCAAAUUUUGUGGCUGGGCGGUACUCUUGUGGUCCUGUUGUUCCUCCCCAUGCCCCAUACGUUGAGCACCAGAAGGCUGUUACCAUUCGCAAUGAUGUUAAUCUCAAGAAGGAGACUUUGCGACUCGAGCCUGAUGAGGAACACCCUGGGCGCUUCCUUGUUGCCUUCACAUUCGAUGCCACGGUUCCAGGGAGCAUCACCAUUAUUUUCUUUGCAAAAGAAGGCGAAGACUGUAGCCUGUCGCCAAUGAAGGAAAACCUGGAACCAGUCACUGUACAUUUCCAACAAGGUCUUGGUCAGAAGUUCAGGCAACCUACCGGAACUGGGAUUGACUUCUCAACGUUUGAGGAGUCAGAGUUGCUGAAAGAGGGUGAUAUGGACGUGUAUCCUCUAGAAGUGAAGGCUGAGGCAUCCCCAAUCAACCAAAUUGGAGCAGAUGGAAAUCCAAUCCCUGGAACCAUGAACUCUCAGAUAACUAAGGCAGUGUUUGAGAAGGAGAAAGGUGAAUACCAGGUGAGGGUGGUGAAACAGAUCUUGUGGGUGAAUGGCAUGAGGUAUGAAUUGCAGGAGAUUUAUGGAAUUGGGAACUCUGUUGAUGGUGAUUUUGACAGCAAUGAUCCGGGAAAAGAAUGUGUUAUCUGCUUGUCGGAACCUCGGGACACAACUGUCCUUCCCUGUCGACAUAUGUGUAUGUGCAGUGGGUGUGCUAAAGUUUUGAGGUUCCAAACAGACCGGUGCCCUAUUUGCCGACAACUAGUUGAGAGACUUCUGGAGAUAAAGGUCAGCAAUGGGUCUGACGACUGAAGAGAGGGUGAGGUGUUGUCAGUGUGCUGUAAAGUUAUACGUUCUCUUCUUCUUUAGUCCGCAUCUUAUCAUUCCAUGAUUUUCUAAUAAUCAGAUGCUAAAAUUACAGUCAGUAUGCAAUUUGCCUUUGGUAUAAUGCUCCCCUAGUGGAUGCCAUUGCAGAUGAUAUUGUAAGCCCAAUCCUCUGUAUGUAUGUGUGAGUGAUCAGUGGCAUGUCUCCUGAGUCACUAUAAAAUAUGUUUAUGUUUUGGUUUGGUAUUGAUUUGGAUCAGUAGAAGGUUUGAUUUGAAGGUUUUA
Molecule: messenger RNA, 1969 nt
Organism: Vitis riparia (riverbank grape)
Lineage: Eukaryota; Viridiplantae; Streptophyta; Magnoliopsida; Vitales; Vitaceae
Product: probable E3 ubiquitin-protein ligase LOG2
Exons: 3
Coding region: 584-1672 (362 amino acids)
Biological process (GO): protein ubiquitination
Molecular function (GO): ubiquitin protein ligase activity
Source: RefSeq, a predicted model, not a curated record